UGCGACUUGUCAGUCUUUCAAGUGAGUUAGUGAUAAGAGUUUAAAACGUUUUUUGCUUGACAAGUUUCAUUGAAUGUAUCGAUCAUUAUGUUUUUCAAACAUUGCUAAAAAUAUUGAUCAUUGUGAAGGUUCGAGCGUAUAAGUGAACUUAUAUUUAUUUGAAUAAAAUAGUAAAAGGACCAUAGAAUAUUACGAGUGCUAGCUUCUCAAGUAAUCUUUGGAAGGCAAGCAAUAUACCUAUAUAUGAAGAGCAGAGCCACAUUGAAAAAUGUUAUUCUUAUGAAUGCUAUUUUUUUCUCUGAUAUUAUUUUAUUCAUCAACUAUUAUUGGAAGAAAACAGCAUCUACUGCUAUUUUUCCCCAUCUGAAAUAAUCGAAAGAACUUCAACAUGUCCAGCAAUAGCAACGUUAAUACAGUUCUUGGGAAAGUUUCUGUUCACAAGUUGGGAAGAACGCUAACUCAUGAACAUGUGACACUCAGUUUUGAUAAAUUUUUCUCCCCACCGCCAAGACAUCUAGAAUCCUAUUUAAGUGGAGGUAUUUCGCUCGAGAAUGUUGGAAUUGUAAGACAAUAUCCAUACAGCUGCAAGUACAAUUUAGAGUUCAGGGGACCUGAAGUCGACGAAGCUGUAAUUGAGGAUCUAAGGUUUUUUAAGAAAUGUGGUGGUGGAACCAUAAUUGAGAAUACAACUUAUGGCCUGAACAGAAACAUUCCUUUGAUGCUUAAAGCAAGCAAAGAGACUGGAGUCAAUAUAAUUCUCGGCACAGGGUAUUAUGUGAGUGGAGUUCAAGGCAGAUCAGCGUUAAGUAAAAGUUCAGAAGAAAUGUACAACUAUAUGAAAGCCGAAUUGCUUGAUGGAUGUUUAGGAUUUCCUGAUGUCAAGUGUGGUAUGAUUGCGGAGCAAGCCAGCUCUUGGCCAAUAGAUGAUUUUGAGAAGCGAGCGAUUGAGAGUGCAGCCCAAGUGCAGUCGGAGGUGAACUGUGCGGUGAGCUUCCACCCAGGCCGUGACCAGCAGGCUCCCUUCGAGAUACUGCGCAUAUUUCAGGAAGCCGGAGGCAAGGCUAGCAGAACUGUCAUGUCGCAUCUUGACAGGACGCUAUUAACAGAGGAAUCGCUAUUGGAGUAUGCGUCACAGGGAGGCUACUGCCAGUUCGACCUGUUCGGGACGGAAUGCUCGCUGUACCAACUGAAUCCAUCGGUCGACAUGCGGUCUGAUGCACAGAGAAUCGAUCAAAUAAUCGCUGUCAUCAAUAACAGCGGAGAUGACAAAAUACUCGUGUCACAUGAUAUACACACUAAACACAGACUGAUAAAAUUCGGAGGCCAUGGAUUUUCGCAUCUACUGACCAGUGUGGUGCCAAAAAUGCUUGUGAAAGGUAUAUCACAACGACAAAUCGACAAGAUUCUCAUGGAUAAUCCGGCCUCUAUGCUGUGUGGCUGACAAACAAAGGACCAAGUAGGCUAACCCAGUGACAUUCACAUUCAUUUUAAACUGUUAUUGUAUCGAUUGAAUAAGAGCAUUGAUGAUUUUAAUAGAAAAUACUGAUAACUUAAAGUGAAACUCACUGUAUAAAAAUUGACAACAUUUACAUUAAAGUGAAAAAUACUAUACGUGAUAAUAGGGAUGUUACCAAGUCAACAAAUUAAUUCACAAAUAGAAAACGGACAACUUUAUUUGAUUCAUUAUCUAAAUUGGGAAAUACCUUUAUAAAUAGAAUAUGAAAUCCUAUAAGUGUCUAUAGGAGCUGAUAAGGUAAGCAUUUUUCAACAGGAAGUAAAUUCUAAGCUUUACCAGGGACCUGUUUCAUAAAAGUUACAAGUCCUGGGUCCUGUUUCAUAAAAGUUACAAGUCCUGUAAUACAGGAAAAUUUCCUGUAUUACAGGUAAAAUUUAGAAGUUUGUGUUUCAUAAACAAUUUUCCCUGUAAAACAAUUCACAAGACAUUUGCCUGUAUUACAAGUAAAUAAUACAGGAUUUUAUCAUAGUUUCCAGGACAGAAUUUCUUACAAUAUGAUGCAGGAAACAUAUCAAUAUUAUGAACGGUUUAUAUUAAGCUUUCCUCAAUAAAGCGUUAUUGAAAAUAUUCAGAAAAUGUACGUCCAUACCGUAAUGUUUUAUGUUUUCUAUUAAAAAAAUUCAAUUAAUGACGUUAAUUCAAUUAUUAACAUUGAUAAUUAACUCUUUUUUUGAAACAUUACUACUUACAUAACUAUUAUGAUAAGUUAUGUAAGUUAAGUAGUUAUUAUAAUUUCUCAACUAUUUAUCAUUAACAAUGUUAUUUUCCUGUAUGAAUGCAAUCUGUCCAUCGUCAGAAAUUUUAUAAUGUGGAUUUUCCACCAAAACAUCUUAAGUAGCACUUUGUAUUAAAUUAGGCUCGCUGUCCAAUGAAAACAUUAAUUUAAAAUAAAGGAACUGUAAUACAGGUGAUUUUACAAGUUAUUGUAGAAUUAUUUUUAUGAAACAUAAUUUUACAGGAUUGCAAAUUUUAAUUUAUAAAUCCCUUAAUACAGGCCCUGUAUUACUGGGGUUUUAUGAAACAGGGUUUAAAAAGGCGAUUAUCAAUCUAUUGAAUGAUAAAAUUUCGAAUCAUCAAAUGCGCAAAUAUAAAUAAAUGAAGUAAAUUCAGCAACCGAAUAGAGAAAAUAACUACAUAAGAGUAGAAGAUGGAGAUAUAUAUGGACAAUAUGCAUUUUAAAUUUCAAGCUCAUUUGGAUAAUUGUUAAUCCUCUAUAGAUGUAAUUAUUAUAUUGACUGUAUAUUUGUAUAAAAUAAAGCUUAUGUACCUACAA
Molecule: messenger RNA, 2789 nt
Organism: Nilaparvata lugens (brown planthopper)
Lineage: Eukaryota; Metazoa; Arthropoda; Insecta; Hemiptera; Delphacidae
Product: phosphotriesterase-related protein-like
Exons: 8
Coding region: 389-1441 (350 amino acids)
Biological process (GO): catabolic process
Molecular function (GO): zinc ion binding; hydrolase activity, acting on ester bonds
Source: RefSeq, a predicted model, not a curated record